AUGUAUGGAACAAAUGAUUAUACCAAAUUAUUCGAAAAGUGUACCAAUGAAAAAAAUACUUUCGAUUGUUUGAAAAGAAGAGCAUUGGAUAUAUUGGAUACCGCGAUUGACGAUGAUUCGGUUUACGUUUUGAAUGAUUUUGUAUCGAUCGAGAAGGAUCCAACGUCUACGGCUAGAAGUAGCAGAGGAUUGAAGAAUGUUUUUAAUAAUGGUAGUUUGGAUGAACAAUUGGAUAAUAAAUUUCACGAAUAUUUGUCGUCGAGGAGUUUACGUUUGACGAUACCUGGAAACACCUUUGAAGGUAGAAGAAGGAAAGGUAAUAGAAAUGGUGGAUUGAUGAUGAUGGGUUUAGCUAUGGCAGGAAUGUUGGCACAACUGGCUUACGGAAAAAUUGCGUUUCUUGCCGGUACCGCAUUGUUGACUGCUAAAAUAGCGUUGGUUUUGAGCGCAAUAAUUGGCUUGAAAAAAUUAGUAUCAAGCGGGGGAGGUGGUCACGAGGUGAUAUACGCAACAGCCUCGGAACAUCAUGGUGGUUAUGGUGGUGGUUACGGUGGUGGCUGGCAACGAGCUAUGGAUGGAAUUCCACCAACUUGA
Messenger RNA from Polistes dominula (European paper wasp), 594 nucleotides. It is a transcript of the gene Osi10b, whose product is annotated as DUF1676 domain-containing protein Osi10b. Gene Ontology annotation, cellular component: membrane. Lineage: Eukaryota; Metazoa; Arthropoda; Insecta; Hymenoptera; Vespidae. The record is from RefSeq and is a predicted model, not a curated record.